UAAUUAAAGAAUGAGGAUUGUUGCAUGAGAAUCUUUUCUCUGAAUGGCUGGGGCACUACAACGCUUACUCAACUCGGCUUGGCUUGUUAGCUUCGUUUCUCCACGAUUAGGAUUAGCUUCCUCGCCUUUUUAUUAUUCAUCUCACUCACACUCACUCACUUCCACGCUCAGAUUCCAUUCUCUCUAUCCUAAAAGAUUGCCAAAACUAUUUGCUAUGGAGGGUUCUAAAGGGGAUUCAGGAAAGGAUCUGCCAUUGGGGUUGGAUGCAGAAACUGAGGAAGAAUACGCUUUGCAGUCUAAGCUACUUCAAGAAUUUACUAGCAUCUCCAACAUUGAUAAGGCAUGGACUUUUAAGUCUGGCAGCGGGAUAAACUCCCAGGCAAUGGUUUUAGUCAGUCAGCCUAACCUUUUGGCAAAUAAGAGGAGAAAAUUUAUUCUUUCCACUGAAAUUUCAAAAGAAAGUACCACUUCUGUGAACUUUCGAUGGGCCCCCUUUCCUGUUGAGAUGACAGGAGUUUCUGCAAUUGUGCCAUCGCCAUCCGGUGCCAAGCUUUUUGUUGUUCGGAAUUCUGAAAAUGAAUCUCCUUGUCAAAUUGAAAUUUGGAGUUCAUCUCAGCUGGAGAAGGAAUACCAUGUUCCCCAAUCUGUUCAUGGUUCAAUAUACACAGAUGGAUGGUUUGAGGGCAUUUCUUGGAACUCUGAAGAGACUCUCAUCGCUUAUGCUGCGGAAGAGCCAUCUCCCACCAAGCCAACAUUUAACAAGCUAGGCUAUAAGAAAGGCGGUUCAUCGGAUAAGGACUAUGAUAGUUGGAAAGGACUAGGGGAAUGGGAGGAGGACUGGGGUGAGACCUAUGCUGGAAAAAGGCAGCCUGCACUUUUUGUCAUUAAUAUUAAUAGUGGUGAGGUACAAGCUGUUAAAGGAAUUGAGAAAUCCGUGAGUGUUGGUCAAGUUGUAUGGGCUCCAUCAAUUAGUGGAUCAGAUCAAUAUUUGGUUUUUGUUGGGUGGUCUUCAGAUAAGAGAAAGCUUGGAAUAAAAUACUGCUAUAACAGGCCUUGUGCAUUAUAUGCAAUCAAGGCGCCAUUUUAUGAAACGAAAACCAAUAAAGAUGACCAUAAAGAUAGUUUAACUGAAGAUGUGCCUGCGGUCAAGCUAACACAAAGCAUAAGUAGUUCCUUUUUUCCACGGUUCAGCCCAGAUGGAAAAUCCCUUGUGUUUUUAUCUGCACGUAGUUCUGUGGAUUCUGGAGCACAUUCAGCGACCGAAUCCCUUCACAGGAUCGAAUGGCCAACAGAUGGAAAUCUGUCCUCAUCUUUGAAAAUUGUUGAUGUGAUUCCUGUUAUAAUGUCUGCUGAAGAUGGUUGCUUUCCUGGGCUUUACUGCUCAAGUUUCCUGAGUAAUUCAUGGCUUUCUGAUGGCUGUACAAUAAUUUUAACUUCCAUCUGGGGCAGUAGUCAAGUGUUACUUUCUGCAAAUGUAUUAAGUGCAGAAGUAUCGCGUAUUAGCCCUACAGACUCCAGUUUUUCGUGGAAUCUUCUUGCAUUGGAUGGAGACAACGUUGUUGCAGUUUCUAGCAGUCCAGUAGAUGUUCCUCAAAUCAAGUAUGGGCAUCUUACUGUUAAUGAAACUAAGAAUGCUACAUGGGAUUGGUUAGAUGUAUCAAGCCCCAUUGUUAAAUGCCCUGAGAAGGUUAAAUCUUUGCUGUCAAAUCAGCAGUUUGAUAUUAUGAAGAUUCCAGUGAAGGAUGUGUCUGAUAGCUUGACCGAUGGAGCUAGGAGACCUUUCGAAGCAAUAUUUGUGUCCUCCAAAACUAGAAUAAACGAUUCAUGUGAUCCACUGAUUGUAAUGCUUCAUGGUGGUCCUCAUUCUACAUCAUUGACUAGUUUUUCAAAGUCAAUGGCAUUCCUCUCUUCAAUUGGAUUCAACUUGUUGAUUGUCAAUUAUAGAGGAUCCUUGGGAUUUGGUGAGGAAGCUCUGCAAUCUCUACCAGGCAAAAUUGGGACCCAGGAUGUCAAUGAUGUACUCACGGCUAUAGAUCAUGUCAUUGACCUUGGAAAAGCCGAUCCAUCAAAAAUAACUGUUCUUGGUGGUUCCCAUGGUGGCUUUCUCACAACCCACUUAAUAGGCCAGGCACCGGAAAAAUUUGCUGCUGCAGCAGCAAGGAAUCCAGUUUGCAACCUUGCAUUGAUGGUUGGCACAUCUGAUAUCCCAGACUGGUGCUUUGUAGAGACCUAUGGAAGUGAGGGGUUAAACUAUUUCACUGAAGCACCUUCAGCUGAACACUUGAUCGCCUUUCAAAUGAAGUCUCCUAUUUUCCACAUCUCGAAGGUCAAGACACCUACACUUUUCCUUUUGGGUGCCAAAGAUCUUCGAGUUCCAAUUUCAACUGGAUUGCAAUAUGCUCGAGCACUAAAGGAGAAAGGAGUUGAUGUCAAAACUAUCGUGUUUCCUAAUGAUGUUCAUGGAAUUGAAAGGCCACAAUCUGACUUUGAGAGUUUUCUAAACAUUGGGGUUUGGUUCAAGAAGUACUGCAAAUAAACUUGCUCUCUGAUUUGCUUUACACCUGAGUAAUAUUUGGCACACAGUGGUUAAAAUAAAGUACAGGUGUAUUAUUUGAAGGAAAUUUAGGACUUGGAAUAGCUGUAAGCUUAUCACCAAAUUUGACCAUUUCUUAUUAAGGUGAUAUCUAUAUGUCCUAUUCCAUCUUGUAAAACAUUCUAUCUCAAUAAUGUAUAUUCUUUUCUUCUUCA
Messenger RNA from Humulus lupulus (European hop), 2748 nucleotides. RefSeq names its product acylamino-acid-releasing enzyme. The record is from RefSeq and is a predicted model, not a curated record. The transcript has 18 exons. Gene Ontology annotation, molecular function: serine-type endopeptidase activity. NCBI's taxonomy places the organism in Eukaryota, Viridiplantae, Streptophyta, Magnoliopsida, Rosales, Cannabaceae. Bases 44 to 2536 code for a protein of 830 amino acids. Gene Ontology annotation, biological process: proteolysis.